This is a messenger RNA of Rodentolepis nana, 456 nucleotides long. The record is from the annotation of a GenBank genome assembly. Lineage: Eukaryota; Metazoa; Platyhelminthes; Cestoda; Cyclophyllidea; Hymenolepididae.
AUGCUUCGGCAAAAGGGACCGUAUUCUGUAUUUUCUUCACCUCAAAGUGGAUUGGGAAGUCGUAGUGGUAGUGGUGUAGAGCAGGAGAAUGCAGACGAAGCGUUAAAGACCGCCUUUUCAAUCGAUCUCACCAUGACCAAUGAGAAGGAAGGCUCAUGUACUGCGGACGUCGAAAUCGAUGGAAAUAAUGCGGACACCACUGAUGUAGUGCCUUCUAUGCAUUCAGCUAAUUUUCAGGCUGAUUACGUACAGAUAUCUGACUUCUCGAGUGAUCAUAAAAAUGAGUCUCUUUGUCCUCAUCUAUUUGUAAAUCAUGAGAAUACAAUGAUAAAUCUGACUUCUUCUCUGGUGAUUGCAUCGAAUAGUUCGUCAGAAGCGUACUUUAGCUCAAUGGCUCAGAUGAAAAUGAAGGCAUCUCGAACUGUAUCCUCAAUCUUAACUCAUCUUCUUCGAUAA